Phyllopteryx taeniolatus (common seadragon) is the source of this 1801-nucleotide messenger RNA. It is a transcript of the gene endou, whose product is annotated as endonuclease, polyU-specific. Gene Ontology annotation, molecular function: RNA endonuclease activity; polysaccharide binding; scavenger receptor activity. Gene Ontology annotation, biological process: immune response. The transcript has 9 exons. Bases 82 to 1248 code for a protein of 388 amino acids. The record is from RefSeq and is a predicted model, not a curated record. Lineage: Eukaryota; Metazoa; Chordata; Actinopteri; Syngnathiformes; Syngnathidae.
GCUGGCCGAGGUGCUACAUGACCACGCUCUAUAAAAGGCAGACCACGACAAGGGUCCUGUUCACGUUUCCUUUGAGCCGGGAUGAAGCUCAUUGCUGUCUUUGGACUUUGGAUCGCUCUGCUCUGUCGGGCACAUAGCAAUUCCCUUGACUCAUGUCAGAACCGCUGUGGCUUUGGAACUGACAGUGAUUUCUCCUGUCAAUGUAAUCCGUCCUGUGAGCGCUUCAGAGACUGCUGUUCAGACUAUGCAGACAUUUGUAAAGCUGGCUCCACAUCUUGUAAAGGUCGAUGCAAUGAGAAAUACAACUCUCAAAACAAGUGCCACUGCAACUCCAAGUGCACGCAGUUCAACAACUGCUGCAUCGACUAUGCAGCUCUGUGCAACGGUGGCGAAAGUGGUGGUGGUUCCGUCAUCACCGAUGCCGAGAUCAAGUCUGUCUCAGAAGCACUUUACGCUCUGGACUCAAACCGGGCUUCGGCCUCACAGUUGGAGAUUGACCCCCAGGUUCUGAUCUCAGGAUCUCAGACCGGCUCCCAGGCAGACCUCUCCUCUCGCCCCUUUUUCCGCUUUCUGGAUGAGGAAGGUCUGUUCUCCAGGCCCACCUAUGCGACUCUCCUGGCUUUGCUGGACAACUACAACAGGAUGACCGGACAAACGGAGGAUGUCAGCUCCCAGGAGAUGGCUGAGCAGGACAUCUUCCUCAGGGAAACCAUGUCCAACACCGAGCUGGGACGAGAACUAUUUGCCUUCUUGUACACCAAGGGUGUCUACACGUCAGAGGAAGAGUUCAUAUACGAUCUGAAGAUGAUGUGGUUUGGCUUGUACUCUCGAAACAAAGGGAAGAUGGAUUCCAGUGGUUUUGAGCACAUUUUUGCAGGUGAGAUCAAGGGCGGGAAGGUGUCAGGCUUCCACAACUGGAUCCAGUUUUACCUUCUUGAGAAAAGAGGGCUCCUGAAUUACUACAGCCACAGCUUCAACGGGCCUUGGACAACCUACCCGGACGUACUGGGAAUGCAGUUCAGGUGGGAUGGCUACUUCAAGCAGGUGGGCUCUGCAGUCAUUGGCUGCAGCCCCGAAUUUGACUUGGCCAUUUACAGCCUGUGUUACAUCACCAGGCCUGGAAAACAAUGUCGUUUGAGUAUGGGUGGAAAGGAGCUGAUCAUCCAAACGUACACAUGGGAUAACUCUUACUAUGGGGAUGGGAAGAAAUAUAUUGGCACUGGUUAUCCCGCAACGCCCAGGACCUGAACAAGCCAUGCAGGAGUCUGCUGUAUGCUACGUUAUGACACUGGUGCACAACAGUACUUUGAAUACAUCACACACUGAUUGACGAGGAAUAUAGAUGGAACACUGUCGUAUGGAAGAUUUAAAAUUUCACAAAUUUGAAAUGAUGUGGUCCCAGAAGUGGCUCACACUUGCAUUUACCAAUACAAACGAGAUUGACAAAAGUAUUGGGAAACCUGCCUAUUACAUUGACAUAAAGAAGAUAUGUCCCCCCCUUUGCAGAUUCAAGAAAGUCUUUCCACAGGUUUUUAAGGUGUGUCUGUGGUACGUCUUGCCCAUUCAUCCAGAAGAACAUUUGUGAGGACAGAGGUCUCUGAUGUUGGCUCCCAAUCUCUGUUCAAGUCCAAGUCAAAGGUGUUUGAUGGGAUUAAAGGUCAAGGCUCUCGGGUUCUUCCACAUCAAACUCAUCUAACCAGACCUUGAUUUCUCUUGCUUUGUACACUGAGUGAGUGGACUGUAAAUGGCCUUCCCAAACUGUUCCCCUACAAUUGUCCAAAAUAAAUUGUGAUUGAUUCAA